This is a messenger RNA of Ostertagia ostertagi, 402 nucleotides long. The record is from the annotation of a GenBank genome assembly. Lineage: Eukaryota; Metazoa; Nematoda; Chromadorea; Rhabditida; Trichostrongylidae.
AUGUCACUCGUCUAUUUCAAUGAGAUCCUGAAAGUCAUCGAAAAAUCUGUACCUCUCAAAAGAACCAUCGCCGGGGUAGCCACACAAGCAGGAUGUGCGGCCGCUGGAACAGCAGCAGGAGGACUUACUCUGGGACCACUUGGAGCGUUGAUUGGAGGCAUCAUGGGAGCAGUCUAUGGUUAUAAUUGCAGUGGCGACUAUGACAGCCUUCUUUUCGCUCUUCGCGCAAUGUCUGAAAGAGAAAAACGUCAAGUUACUGAACAGGUUCAACGCCUAGUUGGGUCAGCUUCUGUGGAGGAGCUACUACGAUACAUAACAACAGAAGCUCAUAGAAAGAAAUUCUUCUCGAGUCAAUCAGCAUAUUUCAUAUAUCCCAGAAGUCGCAGUUUCUUCCUGAUCUAA